CUAACCCACUCAACCCUAACCCUAACCCACUCAACCCUAACCCUAACCUUAACCCCAACCCCAACCCUAACCCUAACCCACUCAACCCUAACCCCAACCCUAACCCCAACCCUAACCCUAACCCUAACCCCAACCACCCUUUCCCCAGCCAACAACCACCGGACUUCUACUCAGACAACACCGUACUCAACCUCUCCACCUUAUUCACACCCACCCCAGCACAACGUCAACUCCUCGAAAAAGGCCUCACCUUCAUCCCCACACCCACAACCCUCGACAGGGGGGAACUUGAAAGGGAUAUACUCAACUAUCACAGACGACUCAAACUACAGGACUAUUUCAAAAACAAAUCAACUACUAAAACCACCCUCACCUACCCCUCCACCUGGACACCCAACUCCUCACAAAUAAACACAAAUAUUCUUCAGUUAAUUAACAGAGACCUAAAUUCCUUAAAUAAACAUAAACCUACCCCAACUCCCCAACCAGAUAACUUAACCCCGGAAGAAAGGAAAGCCCUCCACCAACUCAUCCACCAAAACAACAUCAUAAUCAAACCCGCAGACAAAGGCUCAAAAAUCAUAAUCAUGGACAGACAGCAAUAUCUCCUGGAGGCAAACAGACAACUAUCCAACCAAAAAUACUACCAACCCAUCCCUGAAACAAUCCAGCCCCAAACACAAACAGAAAUCCGACAGAUCAUCCAAUCCCUCUGUGAAAAUAAAUACAUCACCGGUAAACAACGCGACUUCCUCUUCGGCCCGGACACUCCCAGACAACGACACUUUUACCUCCUCCCCAAAAUACAUAAAGACCCUCAGACCUGGACUGUUCCCUUUCAAGUUCCCCCAGGAAGACCCAUCAUCUCAGACUGCUCCAGUGCCACAUACAACCUCUCUCUGUACAUUGAACAAUUUCUCGGUCCACUUUCCACCAAACACCCCAGCUAUAUUAAAGACACCUACCACUUCAUAGAACUCAUCCAGUCCCAAAUACUUCCGUCCUCAGCCUACCUAUUCACCAUCGACAUUGACAGUUUAUAUACUAACAUCAAUACCACCCACGGACUCCAGACUCUCAGGACUUGUUUUGACCGCUUCCCUGACCCCUCCCGCCCUGACAGAGAACUCCUCCAACUCAUCAAAAUAUGCCUCUCCAAUAAUGACUUUUCCUUCAAUAAUAAACAGUACCUGCAGAUCCACGGGACCGCCAUGGGCCAGAGGUUCGCCCCAUCUUAUGCCAACAUCUACAUGAGUGAGUGGGAGAGAGGUGCCUUACAAAAAUGCCCAUUUCAACCCCUUUUCUAUUUCAGAUAUCUAGAUGACAUCAUAGGAGCCUGGACCCAUAGCCUAACACUCUUUCACGAAUUCAUCGACAUCCUCAAUAACCACCAUCCAUCCAUUAAAAUCAAACACACUAUCGCCCAGGACCACAUCAACUUCCUAGACACCACUGUUUUUUUUGACAACCAUAAUAACCCCACAAAACAACCCCUCACUAAAGUUUAUUUCAAACAAACAGACACCCACUCUCUCCUCCAUAAAACCAGCUACCAUCCAAAACACACCUUCAAAGGCAUCAUCAAAUCACAAAUAAUAAGAUUCCACAGAAUAUGCUCAAAAACAUCAGACAGGGACACUGCAAUAAAAACUCUUUUUCACUCAUUACAAACACACAGACAAUACAGCAAGAGAUACCUUCGGACCAUCAAAAACAACACACUAGCGGCCCUCUCUCCCGCCCACUCAUCCACGCCCUCUGGCUCCCAGCCACCAGACUCCAGACUUCACUAUCACAGGCCUGGAGGGAAACAAGAACUGGACCACCAAAACUAGGAAAUAUCAAGAAACAAAGUGGAUCAACCGACUACAAUCAAGAACACCAGGGGGCCUCAACGAGAAAUAAAACCUCUGAGAACUGUUUAUUUUCAGCACCACCCCACAGGGACAGCAACCAAUCCACCAACAUCUCAUCUCCACCCUGCCAUCUCCACUCCAUCACUGCUGCCUGGACUUGCUCACCCCAUAUACUUCAUCUGCUCUCUCCUCUCUUCUCAUCACCCACCUGCUACAAUAAAACCAACUUCUUCUAGAUACUCGGGGACCAGUAGGCCCGUGCAAUAAACGAAACCCCGGAACCGAAGCUCUAACCCUCACACAAACACUAACCCUAACCCUAACCCUAACCCUAACCUAACCCUAACCCUAACCCUAACCCUAACCUAACCCUAACCCUAACCCUAACCCCUAACCCUAACCCUAACCCUAACCCUAACCCCUAACCCUAACCCUAACCCUAACCCCUAACCCUAACCCUAACCCUAACCCUCUAACCCUAACCCUAACCCUAACCCUAACCCUAACCCUAACCUAAACCUAACCCUAACCCUAACCCUAACCCCCUAACCCUAACCCUAACCCUAACCCUAACCCCCUAACCCUAACCCUAACCCUAACCCUAACCCUAACCCUAAACCCUAACCCUAACCUAACCCUAACCCUAACCCUAACCCUAACCCUAAACCCUAACCCUAACCCUAACCCUAACCCUAACUCAAGCUGAAACCCUAACCCUAACCCUAACCCUAACUCUAACAGGAACCCUAACCCUAACCCUAACCCUAACCCUAACUCUAAUAGGAAACCUAACCCUAACCCUAACCCUAACCCUAACUCAAGCUGAAACCCUAACCCUAACCCUAACCCUAACUCAAGCUGAAAACCUAACCCUAACCCUAACCGUAACCCUAACUCUAACAGUAACCCUAACCCUAACCCUAACCCUAACUCUAACAGUAACCCUAACCCUAACCCUAACUCAAGCUGAAACCCUAACCCUAACCCUAACCCUAACUCUAACAAUAACCCUAACCCUAACCCUAACCCUUAACCCUAACCCUAACAGUAACCCUAACCCUAACCCUAACCCUAACAGUAACCCUAACCCUAACCCUAACCAUAACCAUAACCCUAACCCUAACCCUAACCCUUUACACAUAUAUACUAAAUAAUAACAAUUAACUUCUUGUAAAAAAAAUAUAUAUAUAUAUCUAUAUAUAUAUAUAUUUUUUUUUUAAGACAAAAAAUAUAAAAUAAAACAUUGUAUUUUUUCAGAAAAAUAUAUAAUUUUUUUUGUUUUAGUAGUAUAUAUUUUUAUAUAAGAAGUACCCUCAGCCACACCCUAACUCUCACUCCCUAA
Messenger RNA from Synchiropus splendidus (mandarinfish), 3198 nucleotides. RefSeq lists its product as uncharacterized. The transcript has 2 exons. NCBI's taxonomy places the organism in Eukaryota, Metazoa, Chordata, Actinopteri, Syngnathiformes, Callionymidae. The record is from RefSeq and is a predicted model, not a curated record. The coding region runs from base 588 to 1835 and encodes 415 amino acids.